Molecule: messenger RNA, 1032 nt
Organism: Abrus precatorius (Indian licorice)
Lineage: Eukaryota; Viridiplantae; Streptophyta; Magnoliopsida; Fabales; Fabaceae
Product: probable ubiquitin-conjugating enzyme E2 25
Exons: 1
Coding region: 1-1032 (343 amino acids)
Molecular function (GO): ubiquitin conjugating enzyme activity
Source: RefSeq, a predicted model, not a curated record
AUGUGCAAGAAGAAUGCUUUCCCCCGUUUUGAAGUAGUUUCAGAUGAAACAGAUCAUUUCUUUGCCCGAUCAUCAGCCCAUGAACCAUCCAUAACCACCGAUCCAAGGAGCGUAUUGAACAAGACGGUGAUGAAAGAAUGGAAAAUGUUGGAGCAAGACCUACCUGAAUCCAUUUACGUUCGAGUCUACGAACGACGCAUAGAUCUAAUGCGAGCUGUGAUUAUAGGUGCUGCUGGCACACCAUAUGAAAAUGGUCUCUUUUUCUUCGAUAUCAUGUUUCCUAGUGAAUACCCUAAACAACCACCCCUUCUUCAUUUUCACUCAUUUGGAUUGAGACUCAACCCCAAUCUCUAUUGCAGCGGCAAAGUUUGUUUGAGUCUCCUCAACACCUGGUCUGGUAGGAAGAGUGAAAAGUGGGAUCCAUCUCGUUCCACCAUGCUUCAAGUGUUACUCUCAAUUCAAGGACUUGUUCUCAACGAAAAGCCAUUCUUUAACGAACCCGGUGCUGAUGCUUUCAGGCUUUUUAUACUGGAGAGGAAGUCACGCGCCUACAACGAGAACGUGUUUGGGCUUACUUGUAACAUUUCCAUUCAUCUGCUUCGGAAGCCCCCUAAGUACUUUGAAACCUUCGUCAAAAACCACUUUCGUGAGCGAGCGCGUGUUAUUCUCGGGCUCUGUGUCAGGUACGAGAAUGGGAGCGUGGGCGUCGGGAAUCACUCUCGCGGGGGGCAUUCGUCUACGGUGGAAGUUUCGAAGGAGCUCAAGGAGUGGAUGAACUCAUCUUUCCCUCGACUUGUUCAAGCGUUUCGACAAAACGACCCUUCCUUAGGACUUUUUAUUGAACAAUUAGAGUCGCAAAGGAAGCAAUAUGAAAACUACAGCUGCGGACAAAAGGAGCAAUCUGAAAACAAUGGCGGUGGAAUCUUGAGGAAGGCCUUCGAAAGGAUCAAAAUGGCUUUGGGGUGGAAGAAAGUAGAGAGAAAGAAAACCAGCGCCGUGGAAAGGAAAAACCGCAGUCUUCAACGUGCUUGA